AUGAGAUUCUCAGCCAUCUUCAUUGCCAGCCUUGUUCCGGCAACCGCCUUUCAGCCAUUCCCCAUGAUCCCCACGACAACGUACGUUACCCCCACAACGUUGUUCGCCAACUCGGAGAACAUCCGUGCUGCCAUGGACGCCUCGGAACGAUACGGUCCCACGUCACCCGAAGCCAGACUUGCCUGGGAAACAGUGGAAGAGUUUGAUGCGAAUGCCAACGCAGCCAAUGCGUACAGUGGCAAUGAAGAAUACCGAUUAACCGAGGAACAGCUGGCGAACGCCUAUCAGGAAGUACAACAAACAAUGGAAAUGCUUCUGCGACGGACCCAGCACUGGAAUCGACAAUACAAUGAGUAUUUCAUGAAGGACGUGAUAGCUGAGCUGCAGGCCAUCAAGUUGGCACCGCCCGAAAAAAAGCCAGCGCCUCAGAUUCCAGGUCUCUGGGAUUCCAAGUUGAAGGCGCGAGCUAUCACGCAACAGUACGGAACGCAAUCCAAAGAGGCGCAACUGGCAUGGGAAGAAGUGGAAGAAAUUGCUGCGACCGGAUUGCAAAAUGCCAUGGGAGAUGCCAACAGUACGCUUAGACUCAAACUCGAUCUGAAUCAAUUUUGAUGCUCAUAGUUGUUCAGUCUCACUCGGUCGCCAAGGCUUGGCUUGCUUCACUGGGUCAACUUGGUUAGAAGACAAUAGGUUUCAUCACAACUUCCGUAGAUAAUCGAGUCAACCUGGGCUCUGAACCCCCCGACCGUGUUGAAAAAACUUCAUCAGAAGGUUGCAUGGCCCGCUGGAACGGUACGACUGUACUAGCUAGUAGUACCAGUAAGCCGGAAACACGCUUGGGAACGGUUUCAUUGGUGGUACAAGUGGAAUCGGUAUUUACCAGCUCUGCAUCGUUAUUACGAAAUGGCAUUAAAUCUGCUGGUACCGUACAUGUAUGUAAA
This is a messenger RNA of Seminavis robusta, 941 nucleotides long. NCBI's taxonomy places the organism in Eukaryota, Bacillariophyta, Bacillariophyceae, Naviculales, Naviculaceae. The record is from the annotation of a GenBank genome assembly.